ACCUUGCAGAACAGUGCGGACGGGGGCGCUGCGGCGAAGGCGGCGGCUCGCACCAGAGCGCACAUCAGCCCCCCGGGCCAGCCAGCAGCGGUGGCGGCGCCGGCGGGCCGGCCGGCGGGGCGGGCAAGCCUUGCAAACUGGUGCAGCUAGGAGCCCUGCAAACCUCUCGCCAGACUACCAGAAGCAGAAAAUCAGGAAGUGCCAGCCCUGCGCCCCAGAUUAAAGGAUUUACCUGAAGACAAAGAAUUCUAUUCAUCAGAGACUAGACAAGAGUUACUCUUGCUUUUGGCAAUUAAAGAUGAUGUUGUCAUGGAAACAGUUGAUCCUGCUUUUGUUCAUUGGCUGCCUGGCAGGUGAGCUUGUUUUACAAGGCCCCGUGUUUAUCAAAGAGCCCAGCAACAGUGUUUUCCCUGUUGGUUCAGAGGAUAAAAAAAUAACUUUAAAUUGUGAAGCAAGAGGCAACCCUUCACCUCAUUACAGAUGGCAGCUGAAUGGCAGUGAUAUCGACACAAGUCUGGACCAUCGUUACAAAUUGAACGGAGGAAAUCUCAUAGUUAUUAACCCCAACAGAAAUUGGGAUACGGGAAGUUAUCAGUGCUUUGCCACAAAUUCGCUUGGAACAAUAGUGAGCCGAGAAGCCAAGCUCCAAUUUGCUUAUCUUGAAAAUUUUAAGACCAGAAUGAGAAGCACAGUAUCAGUCCGUGAAGGUCAGGGGGUGGUCCUCCUCUGUGGACCCCCACCACACUCUGGUGAACUAUCAUAUGCUUGGGUCUUCAACGAGUAUCCAUCAUUUGUUGAAGAAGACAGCCGGAGAUUUGUCUCUCAAGAGACAGGGCACCUCUACAUAGCUAAGGUGGAGUCAUCUGAUGUGGGAAAUUACACAUGUGUGGUGACUAGCACUGUAACAAAUGCCAGAGUAUUGGGCUCCCCAACCCCUUUGGUGCUACGCUCUGAUGGUGUCAUGGGUGAAUAUGAACCUAAGAUAGAAGUCCAGUUUCCAGAAACUCUUCCAGCAGCUAAAGGUUCAACUGUGAAGUUGGAAUGCUUCGCCCUUGGGAACCCUGUUCCUCAGAUUAACUGGAGAAGAAGUGAUGGGAUGCCAUUUCCCAACAAAAUUAAAUUGAGAAAGUUCAAUGGUGUGCUCGAAAUCUCGAACUUCCAACAGGAAGAUACAGGCUCCUAUGAGUGCAUUGCUGAGAAUUCACGAGGAAAAAAUGUGGCAAGAGGGCGGCUCACGUAUUAUGCAAAACCUCAUUGGGUUCAACUUAUAAGAGAUGUGGAAAUAGCUGUGGAGGAGAGUCUUUAUUGGGAAUGCCGAGCAAGUGGGAAGCCCAAACCCUCCUACCGAUGGCUCAAAAAUGGAGACGCCUUAGUACUAGAGGAGAGAAUACAGAUAGAAAAUGGUGCCCUUACAAUAUCGAACCUCAAUGUGACUGACUCUGGAAUGUUCCAGUGUAUAGCAGAAAACAAGCAUGGGCUUAUCUAUUCCAGUGCUGAGCUCAAAGUUGUAGCUUCUGCUCCAGAUUUUUCAAGGAACCCCAUGAAAAAAUUGGUUCAGGUGCAAGUAGGCAGCCUGGUGAUCUUGGAUUGUAAACCCAGAGCUUCCCCAAGGGCGCUUUCUUUCUGGAAGAAGGGAGACAUGAUGGUGCGGGAGCAGACAAGGAUUUCCUUGUUAAAUGAUGGAGGACUCAAAAUUCUGAAUGUAACUAAGGCUGAUGCUGGAAUCUACACCUGCACAGCAGAAAACCAGUUUGGGAAAGCAAAUGGCACAACACACUUGGUUGUGACAGAACCAACGAGAAUAAUUUUGGCUCCUUCUAACAUGGAUGUUGCUGUUGGUGAGAGCGUCAUUUUACCCUGCCAGGUGCAACACGACCCCCUGUUAGACAUUAUGUUUGCCUGGUAUUUCAAUGGAGCCCUUACAGACUUUAAGAAAGAUGGAUCCCACUUUGAGAAAGUUGGUGGGAGUUCGUCUGGUGAUUUAAUGAUCAGAAACAUUCAACUGAAACACAGUGGGAAGUAUGUGUGUAUGGUGCAGACAGGGGUGGACAGCGUUUCGUCGGCAGCUGAGCUCAUAGUGAGAGGUUCACCUGGACCACCAGAAAAUGUGAAGGUAGAUGAAAUUACAGACACAACAGCCCAGCUCUCUUGGACAGAAGGUACAGACAGCCAUAGCCCAGUUCUAUCCUAUGCAGUCCAGGCUAGGACACCUUUCUCCGUGGGCUGGCAAACUGUCACAACAGUACCGGAAGUCAUUGAUGGCAAGACACGUACAGCUACUGUGGUGGAGUUAAACCCAUGGGUGGAAUAUGAAUUUCGAGUAGUAGCCAGUAACAAAAUUGGAGGCGGAGAACCCAGUUUACCCUCAGAAAAAGUAAGGACUGAAGAGGCAGCUCCAGAAGUGGCACCUUCUGAGGUCAGCGGAGGAGGUGGAAGCCGAUCUGAACUAGUAAUAACCUGGGAUCCAGUCCCUGAAGAACUACAGAAUGGUGAAGGUUUUGGGUACGUGGUUGCUUUCCGCCCACUUGGGGUUACCACCUGGAUCCAGACAGUGGUGACAUCCCCAGAUAACCCAAGAUACAUCUUUAGGAAUGAAAGCAUUGUGCCUUUUUCACCAUAUGAAGUUAAAGUGGGUGUUUACAAUAACAAAGGUGAAGGGCCCUUUAGCCCAGUGACAACAGUAUUCUCUGCAGAGGAAGAGCCUACAGUAGCCCCAUCCCACAUCUCUGCCCAUAGCCUGUCUUCUUCAGAAAUUGAAGUUUCAUGGAACACAAUUCCCUGGAAGUUGAGCAAUGGACAUUUACUUGGCUAUGAGGUGCGGUACUGGAACAAUGGAGGAGAAGAAGAAUCAUCCAGCAAAGUGAAAGUGGCAGGAAAUCAGACAUCAGCUGUGCUCCGGGGCCUGACCAGCAACCUGGCAUAUCACACAGCCGUCCGGGCUUACAACAGCGCAGGCGCUGGUCCCUUCAGUGCCACAGUUAAUGCAACCACCAAGAAAACCCCUCCCAGUCAGCCACCAGGAAAUGUCAUUUGGAAUGCUACAGACACUAAAGUGUUACUUAAUUGGGAGCAAGUGAAAGCAAUGGAGAAUGAAUCAGAAGUAACAGGCUACAAGGUUUUCUAUAGGACUAGCAGUCAAAAUAAUGUGCAAGUACUGAACACAAAUAAAACUUCAGCUGAACUUUUGCUACCUAUCAAAGAGGACUACAUUAUUGAAGUUAAGGCCACCACAGAAGGAGGGGAUGGCACCAGUAGUGAGCAGAUCAGGAUUCCAAGAAUAACCAGUAUGGAUGCGAGAGGAUCUACGUCAGCCAUUUCUAACAUUCACCCUGUGUCAGGUUAUAUACCAGUCCUACUGUUCUUUAUUGUAAAUGCUUUGUGGUGAUAGGCUUUUUUAUUAUUUACUGGAAAAUUAAUUGGUUACCCAAAAAAAGUGCUUUCUGAAACAGUGAUUAUGCAUGUUUUUUCAGCUGUGUGUUUUUAAAUUUCUACUCCAUUAUAGGUAAAAUAUGAAUAUAAUAAAAACAGUAAAUCCUUUUAGAGGAAUCUGAAAUGCCUUAAUAUUUGCUUGGUAAACCAAAGGAAUUUGCAAUUUACACACUGCAAACUUUUGAUAUAAAUAUUCCUAUGUUAUGAGUUUAAGCACUGCCUAUGUGAGGCACAUAUAAACACAGGAUACACAGAAAACACAGUGCACACAUGAUAUGUAAAAACAAAUAAUACAUAUACAGUAUACAAAGAGAUAUGUAUAAACACACACACACACACACAAAUACACACAGUUUUUCUAUACUAAAAACACUUAUUUAUUCCAAAUGUUCUUUUCCCAUUAUUACAGUAUCAUCUAUCAUUUUAAAUUACCAAUUUGAAUCCCUCAGAGUAAAAAAAAAUAAUGCGCUUAGUUAUGCUGGGAGUGGCCUGUGAUUCUAUAGGGUAUUAUUAGACAAUGCUACUCUGAGCUUGGGCAAGUGACAUUUGCUUCAGUGUACUCUAUGACUUCGAGGUUCCCCUAGUCACUUUGUCCUCUCAUCUCUGUUAUUCAUUCUGUGAAAUGAGGUGGUAUUAUUUCUCCUAUCUGCCUUUACUGCGAGAAUUAGUUGUUAAAAGAAAAACACAGAGGGGAAUAUGAAAAGCACUGUUUUCUCCCACAUGCAGUGUUCCUGUGCAGAAUCUUACCUGAACUUUCUAAAGAGGCGUGCAAACCAGGCAUGUUUUUGAAGCUUACUAGCAUUCCAUGCUCUCUCUGUGGGAUUAUCUGUCUCACUCAAAGAUGGAAAUUGAACCUGAGUGAAUAUUAUAACAUCUUUUGUUUUUGUUCAUAUUUAUAAAGAAAAGAUGGUACCUGGAAAUGAAUGCAUUUCAUCCUGUCUCAGAAUUAAAAUGAAAUUUAUUAAGGACUCAUUCCCUCCCCAUGUAAAAAUAAGCUUUCAGGGUUUUUUUUUUUUUUUUUAAACCCAGUAGAGUAAAUAAGGAACAACCUAUAUCUUCACUCAAAUAUGAAACAAAAUGCACACAAUUCUUCAUUUCCAAUUUCUGAUUCCAUUAAUGGGGGACCUCUCUCUGUUUGGAUGGCAAGGAUGUUUCUUUAAUGAAAUCCCGCUGUCUGUCUCAUCAAGUCAGGCAGGCUUUUUCGUUCCCGAGUUAAAUUUGUAAUAGACCAUGGUGAUGCUGCUGGCUUUGAUACGGAUGACUCAGCCUUUCAAUAUGUGGUUUUCAAAAGCCUGUGGAAGACAUGACUUCACAGCAAUAUGUAAAAAGUAUAUGAAAAUCAGCAGAUUGAGUGUUAGACAUUCAAAAUCAAUUUUUUACCUCUUGCCUACCAAUUUUAUAUUUUUCUGGAAUUUGCUCAUAUUAUCAAAGUUAGCAAAAUUAGAAACCAAUGAGGUAGCUCUCAAGAAACACUAAAAAUUAGCCAGAGCCUGAUACCAUUUUAGUGUACCACCCUUCCUUCAGAGAUUCCAUUUAAGUCAAGGUCACUAUGUAAAAAGGAGAAUGAUUUUUUUACGAUUCUCUGUAGGGUCUGUAUAUAUUGUACAUAUCCAGAAGAAAUCUGAAUGACUAGUUGAUUUCCUAUGACCAUUGUUAUUUCCAGUCAAAAAGUGGGGAAGCACUUCCUGCAAUCCCUAUGCUUUACAGUACAUGUAACAGAACUGUACCUUUUUAUUAUCUGAUGACUCCUUGAAUUUGUUCCUAUACUUUUCUUUUGCAAGAUGGUAAUUCUCUUUUUUCCUGUUAUUUCUAUCAGUAUAUCUCCAUGAGAUGCAGACACUGUUUCAUAUUGAAAAGUCUAAAUUUUACUCUUUAAAUUCCUGUGUGUGUAUCCUAUGGUUAUCUGUAUGUAUUAUUUUCUAUUAUUCUAAUAAAAUUUAUAAUAAUAAAAUA
Molecule: messenger RNA, 5382 nt
Organism: Peromyscus californicus insignis
Lineage: Eukaryota; Metazoa; Chordata; Mammalia; Rodentia; Cricetidae
Gene: Cntn3
Product: contactin 3
Exons: 24
Coding region: 299-3385 (1028 amino acids)
Biological process (GO): brain development; cell-cell adhesion
Molecular function (GO): cell-cell adhesion mediator activity
Source: RefSeq, a predicted model, not a curated record